Notothenia coriiceps (black rockcod) is the source of this 487-nucleotide messenger RNA. Its product is annotated as midasin-like. NCBI's taxonomy places the organism in Eukaryota, Metazoa, Chordata, Actinopteri, Perciformes, Nototheniidae. The transcript has 3 exons. The record is from RefSeq and is a predicted model, not a curated record. Gene Ontology annotation, cellular component: preribosome, large subunit precursor; nucleus. Gene Ontology annotation, biological process: ribosomal large subunit export from nucleus; ribosomal large subunit assembly. The coding region runs from base 79 to 345 and encodes 88 amino acids. Gene Ontology annotation, molecular function: ATP hydrolysis activity; ATP binding.
CAGCUGCAGGAACAGUGGGAGGCUCUGGCUGCUAAGCUGAACCAGACCCAGCAGCAGAUCCGAGCCUGUGAGGCGGCCAUGGUGUUUGCAUUUGUGGAGGGGACGCUGGCUCAGGCGGUGAAGAAGGGCCACUGGAUCCUGUUGGAUGAGAUCAACCUGGCAGCAGCUGAGACUCUGGAGUGUCUUAGUGGGCUGCUGGAGGGCAGCGCCGGCUCCCUGGUGCUGCUGGACCGAGGAGACACCGAGCCCCUGGUCCGGCACCCAGACUUCCGGCUCUUCGCCUGCAUGAACCCAGCCACUGACGUGGGGAAGAGGAACCUCCCUCUGGGCCUCAGGAACAGGUGAGUGCAGAGUGAGAGGCUUAGGUCAUCAGUGUGGUGGCAGAUUCAAUUCCAUUAGGAGAAAUACAUCAAUGAAUGAAAUUGAUCUCAAAUUGUAGGAACUGAGCAGUUAUCAUUAGACAUUCUCUAAACAUUUCCACCAUUAA